ACUCGCGGAGUGGACAUAAAAGUUUACCUGGCAACAGCUUGUAGACCCAAGAAAAACAAAAGACAAAAUGGCUAAACGUAAAAAUGACGUACAGGUCCCGGCCGAAGAAAGUGAUUUAUUGGUUAUUAGGCCAUUGGGAGCCGGACAAGAAGUUGGUCGAUCAUGUAUCAUGCUCGAAUUCAAGGGCAAGAAAAUCAUGCUGGAUUGUGGAAUUCAUCCAGGUUUAUCGGGAAUGGAUGCACUGCCUUUCGUUGAUUUGAUUGAAGCAGAUCAAAUUGACUUGUUACUCAUUUCACAUUUCCAUUUGGAUCACUGUGGGGCACUUCCAUGGUUUUUACAGAAAACAACAUUCAAGGGACGGUGCUUCAUGACACAUGCCACAAAAGCAAUUUACCGUUGGCUGCUCUCUGAUUAUAUUAAAGUCAGCAACAUUUCCACAGAUCAAAUGCUCUACACAGAGGCAGAUCUGGAGGCAUCCAUGGAAAAGAUUGAAGUUAUCAACUUUCACGAAGAGAAGGAUGUUGGUGGAGUUCGUUUCUGGGCUUACAACGCAGGCCAUGUUCUGGGCGCCGCUAUGUUCAUGAUUGAAAUUGCCGGCGUGAAAGUGCUUUACACUGGGGACUUUUCCCGACAGGAAGACAGACAUUUGAUGGCCGCUGAGAUUCCUACUGUUCGACCCGAUAUCCUAAUCACCGAAUCCACUUACGGAACUCACAUCCACGAGAAGCGCGAAGAUCGAGAAAGCCGUUUCACAGGUCUGAUCCACGAAAUUGUCAAUAGAGGUGGCAGAUGUCUGAUCCCGGUCUUUGCACUGGGUCGAGCACAAGAAUUGCUUCUCAUUCUAGAUGAAUAUUGGAGCCUGCAUCCCGAACUUCACGAGAUUCCCAUCUACUAUGCCUCGUCGCUUGCACAAAAGUGUAUGGCCGUGUACCAGACUUAUAUCAAUGCCAUGAACGACAAAAUUCGGCGGCAGAUUGCCAUCAAUAAUCCUUUCAUCUUCAAGCACAUCUCUAGUCUCAAGGGUAUCGAUCAGUUCGAAGACGUUGGCCCUUGUGUAAUUAUGGCCUCUCCCGGUAUGAUGCAGAGUGGUCUAUCUCGCGAACUCUUCGAAGCUUGGUGCACAGAUCCUAAAAACGGUUGCAUCAUCGCAGGGUACUGUGUUGAAGGAACAUUGGCAAAACAUGUUUUGUCAGAACCGGAAGAUAUUACCAGCAUGGCUGGCCAGAAGCUACCAAUGAAGCUUUCAGUUGACUACAUUUCAUUCUCCGCUCACACUGACUACCAACAGACCAGUGAAUUUAUUCGUUUGCUGAAGCCACCUCAUGUCGUUUUGGUUCACGGCGAGGCCAACGAGAUGAACCGACUCAAAGCGGCGCUCAUCCGAGAGUAUGAACAUGAUCCAGACACUCAAAUCCGUAUAUACAAUCCACGUAACACUGCGGCAGUAGAACUCCAUUUCAAGGGCGAAAAAACGGCCAAAGUGAUGGGAUCUCUGGCGUUUGAAAAACCAGUCGAAGGCCAAAUCAUUUCUGGUGUCUUGGUCAAACGAAACUUCAAAUACCAAAUUGUGGCGCCGUCGGAUAUUUCGAAAUACACAGACAUGACUGUAAGCAGCGUAACUCAAAGGAUGGGUAUCCACUACAGCGGGAAUCUGCAAACGUUACAAGCUGUCCUGUCUCACGUUUCGCCUGACGUCGAAGUUAUCGAGAGCGACAAAGGACUAAAAACAUUUCGCCUUUUCUCUGCCAUUGAUGUCAUUGUUGAUAAAACUCUGGUUACAUUAGAAUGGGCGGCUGAUUCUGUGAACGACAUGUUCGCUGACGCAGUGCUUUCAGCUAUCUUAAAGUGCGAAUCUCUUCAAGGUUCGAGGACGAUUGUGCUACCCACGACUGUUGAUCAUGCCCGCUUCAAGGAAUGCUUGAUAGAAAUGCUUCAAGAUAUGUUUGGAGAUGAUGCGGUUCCAAAAAUGUUCAAAGGAGAUAAAUUCAUUGUUACCGUUGACGGAAAAAGAGCCAAUAUAGAUCUCACAGCAUUGGAGGUGGAAUGUCCUGAAGAUGUUGGAUUUCAACAAGUGGUUCAAACGGCUGUACUUAAAUUAUAUCAAUCUUUGGCACCAAAAGCAGAAAAAGUAAAAUAACUUGUAUUGAUAUUUAAUAAUGGAAGAAUAAACAACUGCUAAAGUA
Messenger RNA from Daphnia pulex (common water flea), 2183 nucleotides. It is a transcript of the gene Cpsf73, whose product is annotated as cleavage and polyadenylation specificity factor 73-like. Gene Ontology annotation, cellular component: mRNA cleavage and polyadenylation specificity factor complex. NCBI's taxonomy places the organism in Eukaryota, Metazoa, Arthropoda, Branchiopoda, Diplostraca, Daphniidae. The transcript is spliced from 15 exons. The coding region runs from base 68 to 2137 and encodes 689 amino acids. Gene Ontology annotation, biological process: mRNA 3'-end processing by stem-loop binding and cleavage. Gene Ontology annotation, molecular function: 5'-3' exonuclease activity; RNA endonuclease activity; RNA binding. The record is from RefSeq and is a predicted model, not a curated record.